This is a messenger RNA of Paramuricea clavata, 4848 nucleotides long. The record is from the annotation of a GenBank genome assembly. NCBI's taxonomy places the organism in Eukaryota, Metazoa, Cnidaria, Anthozoa, Malacalcyonacea, Plexauridae.
UUAAGAUUAGAUUAGGGUUAGAUUAAGAUUAGAUUAGGAUUAGAGUUGGGGUUAGGUUUCUCCUAUGGGUAGAUGAUUAUCAUCUAUUUGUGCACUUUUGUCAAAUGAUUCUAUUCAUCUAUUUAUCCCGGAGACUGUGCUGAGUUAAUAACACUAUGUUCUGUUGCUAGGUAACAUACAGUACGCAGGACAGAUGACGACAGGCGUUGCGCAGCCGCAGUCACCUUCGACUGUGAAGACUGAAAUGAAUCCCGGCGUUCUUGUCCAAAACUCUACCGCUGGUCAUGUUCAGGUCGUCGACUCCUCGCAUAUAGUCACGUCAGCAGGUGAUGGUAACCAUAACAACAACACUGGCAACAGAUCACGUGGUCGCGCUGGACGCGGUCGAGGCAAGGGUUCAGGUCGAGGCAGGCGGUCAACUUCGGGACCUGGGCCAGAAAUUGAUCAUAAUAUCGAGGUAGAGCGCACAAGUUGUAACAAACCUGCAGCAAACUUGUAGCAAUGCUGUUCCAACCACUCGUCAACAGGAUGUGUUCACACUGCUUGUUUCCAACUUGUUGACAAGUUGUCUACGGCUUGUUGACAACUUGCUACAAGAUUGUUGAACUCAACAGACUUGUUACAAGUUGUUCCAACAACUUGUUAUCGUCCUGCAAUUCAACAACUAUUUAUCAACAAGUUGGGAGUGUCAAUCUUUUACCAAUUUGAUAAAAUAACAGCAUUGUUACAACUUGUUGACAAGCUUGCUACAAGCCUGUUGCGAACACAUCUUGUUGACAAGUUGUGAGGUUUUUACCUCCGAUUUCUCCACAAAUUCAGACGAUUCUUGCUUUACUACAGAGUAUGAAUACUAAUAGAUACCUGUUAAACAAUAAAUUCAUGCCUGUAUAAAAAUGUACUAAAUUUACCACUAUUAAAUCUCCGUUUUAUUUGCAGAGAAUAUUUAUUUGGGACUUAGAUGAAACUAUAAUUCUGUUUCAUUCUUUGCUGACUGGAUCUUAUGCUGGAAAGUUUGGGAAGGUCAGUUUGACUUGUAAUCAAAAACUAUACCAAACUAUUGACACAUGAUAAAGAUAAGUUUCUUCCCUUUUUUCAGGAUGCUCCGUCGACUGUUUCCAUCGGUUUAAGAAUGGAGGAAAUGAUUUUCAGCCUUUCUGAUACGCACUUAUUCUUUCACGAUCUCGAGGUCAGUUACUCAUUACACACGUAAAAUCGCACAAGUUGUUCCAGGUCUGCAAACAAGUUGUUACAAAUCUGUUCACAAGCUGUCGACAAGUUGUGUUCGCACUGCUUGUUCCAGUUGUUGUAACAAGUUUGAAACAAGAUGUUAUAACAACUUGUAACAAGCUUGAUGGCAUUAUCAGACUUGUUACAAGGUUGUUCUAACAAGUCUGAUACAGUCAUGAUGAACAAGAGUGUUACAAGGUUGACGACACAAGGUUGUAACAACAUUGUUAUAUCAUGACUGUAUCGGACUCGUUGGGACAACCUUGCAACAAGUCUGAUAAUGCAAUCAAGCUUGUUACAAGUUGUUAACAGCUUGUUCCAAAUUUGUCAGUUGACAACUUGGGACAAGCAGUGCGAAUACAACUUGUUGACGGCUUGUUGACAGACUUGCUACAAUAUAUGAGACUUUUACGUGUGUACAAUGUCAUGAAAAUAUAUUUUCUCGAUUGUCUAUGCAUACAUGCUGCAUGAAAUGAUGUAUUGUGGAAUUUAUUUGCGUUGUGCACCUUUUUACAGGAUUGUGACCAGGUUCAUAUCGAUGACGUUGCUGCGGACGAUAAUGGCAUUGAUCUCAGGUAGGAUAUCGUCAUUCCCAAGAUGUCGUUUUUUUAAUAAUUCCUAAAUGCAGUGGUGUAGUCCUAAAAUUUUAACAAGGGGGCUUAUCUAUAGAGACCUUGAGGCAUGAACCACCAAAAUUUUUUAUUCUAGGUCUCUCCUAAAAACGAUUUUCUACAUUUUAAGUGAUGUUUUUACCACAUUAAAACAGAAAAUACAAGGCUCACAGUAUAUCUGUGUUUUAAUUGCCAAGUCGCAUUAAAUUAGUAAAACUUUGUUAAAAAUUUUGUCUCGCUAAAAAUCUUUCAUAUUUUCCCUCAAAAUUCAUCACGUUUUUAUCACUCCUGAAGCACGUACAACUUUGAAAACGAUGGAUUCCGUUCAUCUGCGAACAUGUGUCUGAAUCAAAACAUGCGCGGAGGGGACUGGACCAAGAAAUUGGCGUAUCGUUAUCGAAGGAUUAAAGAAAUUUACAACAGCUAUCGAAAUAAUGUCGGAGGUAAGAAUUAUCGUUCGUUAAAGUCUCUUUGUAAGGAUGUUUGUGUCAUGAUAGUUUGUGUAUGUGCUGUGACUGGUACUGUAUCAACGAAGAUAGUUUAGUUUAUAUCAAAACCAUAUGGUUCGCACGAUAAAAUAAGCUAUGGCCUAUCGAAGGGGAGAUGACUGUGAAACUCAUUAGAAUAACAAUAUAACUCAUUAUCUAUGUUAGUCAACGUGUAUUCAUAAAUAUGGUUAUUCACCGUCACGUGUGUAUUUCUGCCAAAUCCACCAAUAGCAAUUUCCAGUUUCGCUAUUGUUCGAGUCACGGGUAGGUAUAACUUUCCUAAAACAUUGCUAUUGGUUAGUUGGGUAAAAAAAUAAUACACACGUGAUGGUGAAGGACCAGAUUUAUGAAUAAACGUUGACCAACAUAGAUAAUGAGUUAUAUUGUUAUUCUAAUGAGUUUCACAGCCAUGUUCCCUUCGAUAGGCUAUGAAUAAGCAUAAGGACAAGAACGUUCACGUUUGAAACAAGUACCAAAUGUAUUAUCACACGGGUGAGAUAAGCAUACAAGCAUGAGCACAAGGAAAGGAAAAGUUUGUUUUUCUUGUGUUUACGCUUAUUUCAUCGUGUGAAGAGUAGGCUUUAAGUUGUUUAAAACAUGAAAUUAUGCUGGAUGUAGGUCUUCUUGGUCCAGCGAAGAGAGAAACUUGGUUACAGCUGAGAAUGGAAAUGGAGGCCCUAACAGAUUCUUGGUUGACACUCGCUUUGAAAGCUCUUACUCUAGUUCAUUCAAGGUAGGGAGGAAUUUACAUCUUUACUGCAACAAACUUUGUCAGGUUACGAGUGGCAGUUGGUUGGCAUGCUUUAUGUUAGCAGACUGACACCUAGUCUCUCUUUCGGCAGGUCAAAUUGUUUGAAUUUACUGGUGACAACAACUCAACUCGUACCAGCUCUGGCAAAGUGUUUACUCUAUGGUUUGGGAGGGAUUUUUCCAAUUGAGAAUAGCUAUAGUGCAGCUAAAGUCGGUGAGUAGAAAUUAUAGAGACAUGGUAAAUAAUCUAGAAACAAUUUAUACCUGAAUCGUAUGUUUUAUACAGUCUGUUUUUCCUUUUAACAGGCAAGGAGUCGUGUUUCGAAAGAAUUGUUAAUCGUUUUGGGAGAAAAUGUACGUAUAUUGUUGUCGGCGAUGGACGAGACGAAGAGUUGGCAAGUAAACAGGUACGCAUACAGUACUAAUACUGAUUUUCAUGUCUCUGGAGUCGAACUAGCAGUAUUCUUCUCGCAUGUGACUGAAGCGAAAUUAUAAUCAAACAACUGCACAUUGUAGUGACCGAGUUCCGGUAACACAACCCUUACAACAACAUUUUUUUGAUCUAGAUGAAUUUUCCUUUCUGGAGAAUAUCAAAUCACCAGGAUCUCAUAAACCUUCAUCAUGCCUUGGAUCUUGGACACUUAUAACAACGUAUGUACAGUAUAACAUCUUUGUCUAUUUUCAAAUUUUUUCGUUGUCCGGAUUAUACAUCGUACAUUUUUUCACUUCUGGAUACAGAUGGGUGAUAAAUGACGAAUACUACCAACUACAUCAAGUAUGUUGACAAGGUGUUGCCGCUGAAAGGUUUGCUAUCAAUAAUUGUUGUCCUCUAUUGGGCAACGUAGGCUCAAGGCACAUAUUUUAGAUCUUGAUAAAGGUACAUUUGUACGUUGAGUUUUAGAUAUAAAUGUUGGUAAGAGAGCCUGGCUCGCAGGUUAGAUAUACCUUAAGUGUUGUAAUUGUGAUGUUUUAGUGUAGUCUUGAGUUUUUGAGAAUCGUUACAGAUGUCAAUGUCCUUCAAAAUUUGGUCCAUUGCAUGAAAAGACUCGACGGUCCUUUUUUCGUUCCCAUUGCAUCCCAGGCUGUUUUUAGCGAUAUAUAAGAAGCAAGGCCUUUUACACUUUUAACAUCCUAAUAGCCUUUAUCUUAGCAGAAAUUCUAAUAUAUAAAAUAUGAUGUAUAUUAAAGCGAUAUAUGGGGUGAAAAAUUAUUAGAUAGCAGAGAGGAACUUUAUCAAAACUAAUCAAUUUAUGUGUGUUGAACAUGUCAUGAUUCAUUAAUGAUUUCGUUAUUUGAAAUAUUAAUUUUCCUCAAACAUUCAUAUGUGGUAAUGUCCAUAUUUUCGUUGCAUAUCAUGUUUCAAUUAAUUGUGAAAUAUACACAUCAAUGACAAUUGUAGCUCAGCUAUAAUUUGAAAUAAUUUUUGUAUGUGAACCGUAGCCAAGAUACGAGCUUCAUAACUUUUGUACUCUUUCGUUGUGUUAUGUUGAAACGGGACUUUUGUGCUUUGUAUAUGCAGAAGAAGAGAUAUUGUUAAAAUAGAAAGUAUUUUCAUAUAUAUUUGAUUUAAGUAGAUCUAAUUAGAACUAUUCCUGUACAAAUAGACUGGAGUGGUUUAUGUAUAGCUGUGAAAAAUAUAUUCAGACUGGUUUACACUAUCAGAGUUUCUUGGAUCAAUAGACCUUUCCCCUUUUGAGUGAAAUUUUGAUCUAGACAAGUCUGAACACUAAUUUUAAACUUUGAUUAAAGAAACUCCAAUAGUAUAAGCCAGC